Beta vulgaris subsp. vulgaris (sugar beet) is the source of this 1148-nucleotide messenger RNA. Its product is annotated as chlorophyll a-b binding protein CP29.1, chloroplastic. Gene Ontology annotation, cellular component: chloroplast thylakoid membrane; chloroplast envelope; plastoglobule. The coding region runs from base 113 to 970 and encodes 285 amino acids. Lineage: Eukaryota; Viridiplantae; Streptophyta; Magnoliopsida; Caryophyllales; Amaranthaceae. Gene Ontology annotation, biological process: response to light stimulus; photosynthesis, light harvesting in photosystem I. The transcript has 2 exons. The record is from RefSeq and is a predicted model, not a curated record.
AAAAACACUUCCAACCAUUAACUAAGCCACAUCUUUAGUCCAAAAAUCUUACACACCCCUUCUAGGCCUUUUACCACCUAUAACCACCACCCAUCCUACAAAACAAUCAAAUAUGGCCUCGGCCUCCGCCACUGCCGCCACCUCGUCUUUUAUCGGGACUCGCCUUCCCGAUGUCCCAUCAAAUUCAGGGAGGAUCACGUGCCGGUUUGGGUUUGGGGCCAAGAAGGUUGCCAAGAAAGCCCAGCCCAGAUCAGGAUCAAGCACAGACCGCCCAUUAUGGUACCCAGGUGCCAAGGCCCCAGAAUGGUUGGAUGGGAGCUUAGUGGGUGAUUAUGGGUUUGACCCAUUUGGGCUAGGUAAGCCUGCAGAGUAUUUGCAAUAUGACUAUGAUGGCUUGGACCAGAACUUAGCCAAGAAUUUGGCUGGUGACAUCAUUGGAACUCGGACCGAGUCCGCAGACGUCAAGGCCACAUCCCUGCAGCCAUACAGUGAGGUUUUUGGGCUGCAGAGAUUCAGGGAGUGUGAACUGAUCCAUGGGAGAUGGGCCAUGUUGGCUACUCUUGGUGCCUUGACUGUUGAGUGGCUCACUGGUGUCACCUGGCAAGAUGCUGGCAAGGUGGAGCUAAUUGAAGGAUCAUCCUACCUUGGCCAACCACUUCCUUUCUCAAUGACCACAUUGAUCUGGAUAGAGGUUUUGGUCAUUGGGUUUAUUGAAUUCCAGAGGAAUGCAGAGCUUGACCCAGAAAAGAGGCUUUACCCGGGUGGAAGUUUCGACCCAUUGGGCUUGGCGUCUGACCCGGAAAAGAAGCCAAUCCUUCAAUUGGCAGAGAUCAAGCAUGCCAGGCUAGCUAUGGUUGCCUUCCUUGGCUUUGCUGUUCAGGCUGCUGUUACCGGUAAAGGUCCGCUUAACAACUGGGCUACCCACUUGAGUGACCCGCUGCACACUACUAUCUUGGACAAGUUCCUGUAGAGUGACUAUGUUUGAUUGAGAAGAUGGGAUCCUAUACAUAAGCAUCUUAAAUUACCCCAUGAAAUAUGUAUGGUUCAGUGUGUAGUUCAGGAGAGACUAUUGUUAUAUUGUACCACUACUGUGAGUCUGUAAAGAGAUAUUUGGCAGUUGAAGUAGAAUGGAGAAUGCAUUCUAGACA